Messenger RNA from Scedosporium apiospermum, 2253 nucleotides. Its product is annotated as Phytase. The record is from RefSeq and is a predicted model, not a curated record. The coding region runs from base 1 to 2253 and encodes 750 amino acids. Lineage: Eukaryota; Fungi; Ascomycota; Sordariomycetes; Microascales; Microascaceae. The transcript is spliced from 3 exons. Gene Ontology annotation, molecular function: inositol hexakisphosphate 3-phosphatase activity.
AUGAAAUCCGGUCUUUCAGCAACCCUCCUCGCGGCUGCCUUCCUACCAUGGACGGCUUUUGCAGUCGUCAAGCUCGAACUAAACGUGUCGGCCCUGACGGACACUGUCGAGUCUGACUGGACUGCCGUCUAUUACUCCCAGCGCCAACCACUGCUUCUCGGCAACGAUGGCGGAACAUCCACUGGAGGAUUCCAUGCCUGGAACCUCAACGGCGACAGCCCCAUCCCAGUGCUUGGAUCUACUGUCUCCGGACGCACGAAGCUCGUCACUACCGUUCACGGAAUCAACAACAAAGACUGGGCCAUCUCAAUCGCCCAACCUGACUCUAUAAUCCGAGCUUUCCGAUUGCCGGAGCUAGUGGAGGAGAAGUCAGCCCAGCUCACGGCCCUUGGUGAUUGGUCUGCCUUGUGUUCGUGGCAGAGUAAAACGGGAAAUCAUUACCUUUACCUUUUCGGAAAGGGUCAGGGUGUGCAAUUCUUAGCUCGAAAGAGCAAGACCGCGAUUGAACUACUGGAGGUUCAAACAUUUGAAGUACCUUUUGAGGCUUCCGCUUGCGCCGUAUCACCCUCUGCAGGAAGACUAUUCCUCUCGGCAGACGAUGACAAGAGUGUCUAUUACUUUGACCUAGCGGAGUCGACCAAAUCACCCAAAUUCUCCACACUGGGUCAGGCGGAAAGUGAUGUCACUGGACUGGCAGUGUAUGUCUCCAAGCGCGGCACGCCCGAUUAUCUUUUCGUCGCCCAGGAGGACACCAUUGCAGUCUACACUCAAUCUUUCGAGCCCGUCGGUACACUGAGCCUGACGGGGCUAGAGGAUAUCGAGGUGCAAGGGCUCAGCGUUUAUCAAGCCGCCACCUCUAAAUAUCCGCUCGGCGCCAUCUCAUAUGCAAUUGAGGCUGAUGACGAUGUGGCUGGCUUCGGAGUCAGCUCACUUCAAGGCGUGAUCGAGGAGCUGGGAGUGACUGUAAACUCGGAAUACGAUCCUCGCCACCAAGCGGCCUGUCCUAGCCACUCUCCCAUCUGCAAGAAGUGCUUUGGAAAUGGCUUUUGCGAUAAGAAGUCCGACUGCUCCUGUUUCGCUGGAUUCACCGGGAAGAAGUGUGACAAGUUCCAAUGCACAGAUAACUGCUCUGGCAAUGGGAGAUGCGUGGGACCUAAUAAGUGUCAGUGCGAGAAGGGUUGGGGUGGUCUGCACUGUUCAUUCAUCGUGGUCCAGCCUUCCUACGAGACAGACCAGAACGGCGGCGACGGCGAUGACCCGGCUAUCUGGAUCUCACCUGAGGCACCUGAAAAAUCCCGUAUCAUCACCACCACCAAGUCCGCUCAGGGUGCCGGACUUGGAGUCUUUGAUCUCACCGGCAAUUUGCUUCAAACUAUCCCGGCAGGUGAACCCAAUAAUGUGGAUAUAAUAUAUGGAUUCGAAGCUGGCGAUCGGAAGAUUGAUCUCGCCUUUGCUGCCUGUCGCGAGGAUGAUACUCUCUGCUUGUUCGAAAUGCUGCCCAAUGGAACCCUUGCGACCAUCCCUGGAGGUAGCCAGCCUGUUAUCGACGACUAUACAGUCUAUGGUUCUUGCGUUUACCGGUCACGCAGUACCGGAAAACAAUACCUUUUCGUAAAUGAAAAGUCAGCGAGCUACCUCCAAUACGAGCUUACUGCCACCUCAAACGGAACUCUUGAAACCAAGCUCGUUCGCGAGUUCACUGGUGGCUCCGGCGGCCAGGUUGAGGGCUGCGUCACCGACGAGGAGAAUGGGUGGAUAUGGAUCGGCGAGGAACCCUCUGCUCUUUGGAAAUACGAUGCGGAACCUGACUCGACCACGGCCGGUCAGCGCAUCGCCUAUGUCGGAGACGGAACUCUUCACGCUGAUGUGGAGGGAGUCACUCUAGUGUUGGGCAAGAACGCUGACGAGGGCUUUAUUAUCGUUUCCAACCAGGGCGUUAGUGCGUAUAACGUUUACCGUCGUGCUAGCCCUCACGAAUAUGUCACCACUUUCACGAUCGCAAAGUCGAGUGACGGCCGGGUUGAUGCCGUUUCGAACACGGAUGGUGUCGCUGCUGUUGGAACGGCCCUGGGAGCAGACUUCCCUUACGGUUUGGUAGUAGUACACGAUGAUUCUAACGAGCUGCCAGAAGGCGGAACGAGUGCUGAAUCGAGCUUUAAGCUGGUGAGCUUGGAGAAAGUUCUUGGAGCUGAGCCGCUCAAGCAUCUAGGUCUACUUGACCAAGUUGAUACAGCCUGGGAUCCAAGGGCAUAG